ACCUCAACAGGAAGUGAGCUACCAGAGUGAAAGUGAGUGGAAACUAGUCAAAAUAAAGGCCAACGACACCGUCUCGAGUUUUUGUUUAUCAGGAUGGACGGGUUACAGACUCCUUUGCGGUGUUUUCGGGAGUGUCAUUCCGCUGAAAUGUUCGCGGACGACGGGUUGGGAACCGUUACCUCACGGGAGCAGAAAAAGGUGGAACGUAGCAUUGAAGAAGUCAUCAACGUUUACAAGCAAAUCCACAACAUACCACAGCCAACCUUGUUGCGGGAACAACACUACCAGUAUCUCAAGAAGGGCUUGCGGCAUCUGUCAGACUCUUACGAGUGUCUGGACGCAAGCAGACCUUGGCUUUGCUUCUGGAUUCUUCACAGUCUGGAGUUACUCGAUGAGCCUGUUCCUGCCGCUGUGGCCUCAGAUGUGUGUCAGUUCCUGGCUCGAUGUCAGAGUCCAACAGGGGGUUUCGCCGGCGGACCCUCACAGCACGCUCACUUAGCACCCACCUACGCCGCCGUCAACGCCCUCUGCAUCAUCGGCACAGAGGAAGCUUACAACGUCAUUGAUAGGGAGAAGUUGUUAGAUUUCCUCUGGUCAGUCAAGCAGCCAGAUGGCUCUUUUGUGAUGCACGUCGGAGGGGAGGUGGACGUCAGGAGUGUGUAUUGUGCAGCCUCCGUAGCAUCGCUAACCAACAUCAUCACACCCAAACUCUUCGAAGACACCACUAACUGGGUCCUGAGUUGUCAGAACUGGGAGGGCGGUCUCAGCGGGGUGCCGGGUCUGGAGGCUCACGGCGGAUAUACCUUCUGUGGCACCGCCGCUCUGGUCAUCCUGGGAAAAGAACACAUGCUGGAUCUCAAAGCCUUACUGAGGUGGGUUGUCAACAGACAGAUGCGUUUCGAAGGGGGAUUCCAGGGCCGCUGCAACAAACUGGUUGAUGGCUGCUACUCCUACUGGCAGGCCGGACUUUUGCCACUCCUCCAUCGGGCCUUCUUCAAAGAAGGGGAGUCGGAGCUGAGUCAACACAGGUGGAUGUUCGAGCAGGAAGCCUUGCAGGAGUACAUCCUCCUCUGCUGCCAGAACCCAACCGGGGGGCUACUAGAUAAGCCUGGCAAAUCCAGAGACUUUUACCACACGUGCUACUGCCUGAGCGGUCUUUCCAUAGCACAGCAUUUUGGGAACACGGACAGCCAUCACGAAACUGUCCUCGGCAAGGAGCAGAACAGAUUGGCUCCAACUCAUCCCGUUUACAACAUCUGCCCAGAGAAGGUGGCUCAGGCCUUGCAGUACUUUCAUCGGCUGCCCGUCCCGGUGGAAAACUCCUCGGCUGACCAUCAGUCCUAGUUUAUAGUUCCUCGGUGGUGAAGAAAGCCAAGACUGGAAGCAGCAAAAAAAUGUUUGUUUUUUUUUUGCUCGAUACCUUUAGUCACCAUCCUGAAAUGAAAAUGUUUCAUUAUGUUCGCAAGGUUCAUAAUAAAUCUUUGUAUUACACCAAA
Hippocampus comes (tiger tail seahorse) is the source of this 1496-nucleotide messenger RNA. It is a transcript of the gene fntb, whose product is annotated as farnesyltransferase, CAAX box, subunit beta. Lineage: Eukaryota; Metazoa; Chordata; Actinopteri; Syngnathiformes; Syngnathidae. Gene Ontology annotation, molecular function: protein farnesyltransferase activity. Gene Ontology annotation, cellular component: protein farnesyltransferase complex. Gene Ontology annotation, biological process: protein farnesylation. Bases 94 to 1344 code for a protein of 416 amino acids. The transcript is spliced from 12 exons. The record is from RefSeq and is a predicted model, not a curated record.